This is a messenger RNA of Danaus chrysippus (African queen), 957 nucleotides long. The record is from the annotation of a GenBank genome assembly. Lineage: Eukaryota; Metazoa; Arthropoda; Insecta; Lepidoptera; Nymphalidae.
AUGAACUCGAUAGAUUAUAUAUCUAGCACGUGUGAGAAUGAUGCGGAGAAGUUUGUUAAUAAUAUCAGUGUGAAUAAUACGGAGAAGUUCGUUAAUAUCAGUGUCACGAAUGAUUUGACUGUGGAGAGUACGGAGAAACAGACAUAUGUUGAUAGCGAUUUGGACAGUGAAAAUGAAACUAUUGAUGUCAUAUGUGAGAACAGUGGACAUAUGAAUAAUAUUAAUUACAAUACAAUAGCUUAUAGCUCCGCCGAUAGUGUUAUAUACUCCAAAAACUUAUACGCCAACAAAAUGACAGUGAAAAAACGAGUGUGUGAUAGUGAACAAAUUAAAAUUAUUAACGAUUCCGCGAACAGUUUAUUACAAGCGAAGGGAAAGAAUUUUCUUAUAGACAGUAUUCUAGGCAAUGAUGAAAAUAAAACUCAAAGUAAAGUCAUCCAAGACGCUGACAAUUCAGAGGAAACGGCAGACGAACAUAAUGUGUCAUCAACUUCAACAUGUGCAGACCUCUCCAUCAACAGCGCUGAUGUGUUGGCGGGACAUGCGUACGCGCAUUGGCUGGCUACACAACAACCUACUUUUUAUGAUGACAAGAAUAAUCGGAGGCAGCGACGUACCGGGCCAGAAAGGAAACCUCGGCAGGCGUACAGCGCGAAACAAUUAGAAAGACUUGAAGCUGAAUUUAAGUUAGACAAAUAUCUGAGCGUAUCAAAAAGAUUGGAACUCUCCAAAGCGCUCGGACUAACAGAGGUUCAAAUAAAAACGUGGUUCCAAAAUCGAAGAACAAAAUGGAAGAAACAACUCACAUCACGUCUUAAAAUCGCCCAGCGUCAAGGAUUAUUCCCCGGACAUAUCUUCGGACACGCCCCGCAAACCUAUUCACUUAUAAAUCCUUACACUUACAGUCCAUUAAGCUGCAUGUUUACUCCAGUAACGCUACCGACGUCGCAACCAUGA